ACAUUUGUCCCUUUCACGGAACUCCUGUUCUUUCCCAGGGAGUCCGCCAUUGUUGGUGCACGUAUAUUUCUGACCAGGCCAACGGAAAUCGGACAACAUCCAAAAUGGUGAACUUCACAGUAGAUGAGAUACGUACCAUGAUGGACAAAAAGAAAAACAUCAGAAAUAUGUCCGUCAUCGCGCACGUUGAUCAUGGAAAGUCAACUCUGACCGACUCCCUUGUGUCCAAGGCUGGUAUCAUUGCUGGUGCCAAAGCUGGUGAGACAAGAUUCACAGAUACACGUAAAGAUGAACAAGAACGUUGUAUUACGAUUAAAUCUACGGCUAUUUCUAUGUUCUUUGCCCUUGACGAGAAAGAUUUAGUUUUUAUCACAAAUCCUGAUCAACGUGACAAAGAUGAAAAGGGUUUCUUGAUUAAUCUUAUUGAUUCACCUGGACACGUUGAUUUCUCUAGCGAAGUAACAGCCGCACUUCGUGUAACUGAUGGAGCUCUUGUAGUUGUUGAUUGUGUAUCUGGUGUUUGUGUACAAACGGAAACUGUACUUCGCCAAGCUAUUGCCGAACGUAUAAAGCCUGUACUUUUCAUGAAUAAAAUGGACAGAGCAUUGUUGGAACUUCAACUUGAUAGUGAAGAUCUUUAUCAAACUUUUCAACGUAUUGUUGAAAACGUUAACGUUAUAAUUGCUACGUAUUCAGAUGAUGAUGGCCCUAUGGGUGAAGUUAGAGUAGACCCAAGUAAAGGAUCCGUCGGUUUCGGUUCUGGUCUUCACGGUUGGGCAUUUACGUUGAAACAAUUUUCUGAAAUGUAUGCCGAAAAAUUCAAAAUCGAUGUUGUAAAGCUAAUGAACAGAUUAUGGGGAGAAACUUUCUUCAAUCCUAAAACUAAGAAAUGGAGCAAACAGAAGGAACCAGAUAACAAACGAUCCUUCUGUAUGUACGUCUUAGAUCCAAUUUAUAAGGUAUUUGAUAGCAUUAUGAACUAUAAAAAAGAAGAGGCAGAUAACUUACUGCAGAAAUUAGGAAUUGUUCUCAAGCCAGAAGAUAAAGAUAAGGAUGGUAAAGCUCUUCUGAAGGUUGUCAUGAGAACAUGGUUGCCAGCUGGAGAAGCUUUACUUCAGAUGAUUGCCAUCCACUUACCAUCUCCUGUUACUGCUCAAAAAUACCGUAUGGAAAUGUUGUAUGAAGGUCCAUUAGAUGACGAGGCUGCAAUUGGUAUUAAGAACUGUGAUCCAAAUGGCCCACUUAUGAUGUACGUUUCAAAAAUGGUACCGACCUCUGAUAAAGGUCGUUUUUAUGCUUUCGGUCGUGUAUUUUCUGGUAAAGUGUGCACUGGUAUGAAAGCACGUAUUAUGGGGCCUAACUUCCAACCAGGCAAAAAAGAAGAUCUUUACGAAAAAGCUAUCCAGCGUACAAUUUUGAUGAUGGGUCGUUAUGUUGAAGCUAUUGAAGAUGUGCCUUCUGGAAAUAUUUGCGGACUUGUUGGUGUUGAUCAAUUCUUAGUAAAGACUGGUACUAUUACUACAUAUAAAGAUGCGCAUAACAUGAAAGUCAUGAAGUUCUCAGUAUCACCCGUUGUGCGUGUUGCUGUCGAGCCGAAGAAUCCAGCCGAUUUACCCAAGUUGGUCGAAGGUCUCAAACGUUUGGCCAAGUCAGAUCCUAUGGUGCAAUGUAUUAUCGAAGAAUCUGGAGAACACAUUAUCGCCGGUGCUGGAGAACUUCACUUGGAAAUUUGUUUGAAAGAUUUGGAGGAGGACCAUGCUUGCAUACCCAUUAAAAAAUCGGAUCCUGUUGUAUCUUACAGAGAAACAAUUUCAGAACAAUCGAAUCAAAUGUGUCUUUCAAAAUCACCUAAUAAACAUAAUCGUCUGUUCAUGAUGGCAUAUCCCAUGCCUGAUGGUUUAGCUGAAGAUAUUGACAGAGGAGAUGUUAACCCAAGAGACGACUUCAAAGUACGUGCUCGUUAUUUGAGCGAAAAGUAUGAUUAUGAUGUAACUGAAGCCAGAAAGAUUUGGUGCUUCGGACCUGACGGAACUGGUCCCAACAUACUUGUAGAUUGUUCGAAAGGAGUACAAUAUCUUAACGAAAUCAAAGAUUCAGUUGUAGCUGGAUUCCAGUGGGCUACGAAAGAGGGUGUACUUUCGGAAGAAAACUUGAGAGGUGUACGUUUCAACAUUCAUGAUGUGACAUUACAUGCUGACGCUAUUCACAGAGGUGGUGGUCAAAUUAUCCCUACCACGAGACGUUGCCUUUAUGCAUGUCUUCUCACUGCCUCUCCUCGACUUAUGGAACCAGUUUACUUAUGUGAAAUUCAGUGCCCAGAAGUAGCAGUUGGUGGUAUUUAUGGUGUGCUUAACCGAAGAAGAGGUCACGUAUUUGAAGAACAACAAGUUGCUGGUACACCUAUGUUUGUAGUUAAAGCAUAUCUUCCAGUAAACGAGUCCUUUGGCUUUACUGCCGACUUACGUUCUAAUACCGGAGGACAAGCUUUCCCACAAUGUGUAUUUGACCAUUGGCAAAUUCUACCUGGUGAUCCAAUGGAACCGAGCACCAGACCUUACCAAGUUGUGCAAGAUACACGUAAAAGGAAGGGAUUGAAGGAAGGUCUCCCAGACUUGAACGCAUACCUUGAUAAAUUGUAACCAUAGAUUCGCGCACCAUAUUUAAAUAUCUAUUUAAAUAUUGUAAUUCAAUUAAUAUUGCUCGGACCGUAUACAAUCUAUAUCGGUUUAUUAUGAACUUUGUUUUGCGCAAAGAACCGUGAGAAAUACACAAUUAUAAAUAUGGAAAAAGAUAAUAAAUUGUAAUUAUAACGAAAACUAUGUAUGCUAGUGCAAGAAGAAAUAUUUUAUACAUUUAUUUAAUUAAGUACGCCACGUUUAUCGAGAUCUAGUGGCUUUAUGUUUUUUAGCAUACCAGCAACAAAUAAAGACUCGAUUGUUAUUUUUAUUGUGGUGGCAAUGGGUUGCCAAUUUCGUAUUAGAAAAAUGAAAAAAAUUGUAAUUUUUACAUUGCUUUUUUACUACAAUUAGUCUGUUAUUUUUCUGUUGGUGUUUUCAAAUAAUUGGACGAAUCCCGAAGGUAUUAAUGAUGAAAGAAAACAGCAAUGUACUCAUACUGAAAAAACAAUACAUCCAGAAAUUAAAGAUGAAAUUCAGAAACAAA
Messenger RNA from Osmia bicornis bicornis, 3162 nucleotides. RefSeq names its product translation elongation factor 2 (gene eEF2). Lineage: Eukaryota; Metazoa; Arthropoda; Insecta; Hymenoptera; Megachilidae. Gene Ontology annotation, molecular function: GTPase activity; GTP binding; translation elongation factor activity. Gene Ontology annotation, biological process: translational elongation. Bases 105 to 2639 code for a protein of 844 amino acids. The transcript is spliced from 14 exons. The record is from RefSeq and is a predicted model, not a curated record. Gene Ontology annotation, cellular component: cytosol; ribonucleoprotein complex.